Chlorocebus sabaeus (green monkey) is the source of this 2735-nucleotide messenger RNA. RefSeq names its product sterol carrier protein 2 (gene SCP2). NCBI's taxonomy places the organism in Eukaryota, Metazoa, Chordata, Mammalia, Primates, Cercopithecidae. The record is from RefSeq and is a predicted model, not a curated record. Gene Ontology annotation, molecular function: acyltransferase activity, transferring groups other than amino-acyl groups.
CGCCCCUGCUCCCCUCCCCUCCGCCCCGCCCCGCCCCCACGCACGCGCACUCUCACCCGCCUGUGUUGCGGUCCGCGGCCCUGGCCUCGGGGCCUCAGGGAGCUCCGGUGCAGUCUGCGCCUGUCAGUCCCCGCAGUCGUCCGCCGCGCCGGCCCCUGUCCCGCACUGGUGCAGCCAUGUCCUCUUCCCCGUGGGAGCCUGCGCCCCUGCGCCGGGUGUUCGUGGUGGGGGUUGGCAUGACCAAGUUCGUGAGGCCUGGAGCUGAGAAUUCAAGAGACUACCCUGACUUGGCAGGAGAAGCAGGCCAGAAGGCUUUAGCUGAUGCACAGAUCCCUUAUUCAGCAGUGGACCAGGCAUGUGUUGGCUAUGUUUUUGGUGACUCUACCUGUGGGCAGAGGGCUAUCUAUCACAGUUUGGGAAUGACUGGAAUUCCUAUAAUCAAUGUCAACAAUAACUGCUCUACUGGUUCUACUGCUUUGUUUAUGGCCCGCCAGCUGAUUCAGGGUGGUGUGGCAGAAUGUGUCUUGGCUCUUGGGUUUGAGAAGAUGAGUAAGGGAAGCCUUGGAAUAAAAUUUUCAGAUAGGACCAUUCCCACUGAUAAACAUCUUGACGUCCUGAUCAAUAAGUAUGGAUUGUCUGCACACCCAGUUGCUCCUCAGAUGUUUGGGUAUGCUGGAAAAGAACAUAUGGAAAAAUAUGGAACAAAAAUUGAACACUUUGCAAAAAUUGGAUGGAAAAAUCAUAAACAUUCAGUUAAUAACCCGUAUUCCCAGUUCCAAGAUGAAUACAGUUUAGAUGAAGUGAUGGCAUCUAAAAAAGUUUUUGAUUUUUUGACUAUCUUACAAUGUUGUCCCACUUCAGAUGGUGCUGCAGCAGCAAUUUUGGCCAGUGAAGCAUUUGUACAGAAGUAUGGCCUGCAAUCCAAAGCUGUGGAAAUUUUGGCACAAGAAAUGAUGACUGAUUUGCCAAGCUCGUUUGAAGAAAAGAGCGUUAUUAAAAUGGUUGGCUUUGAUAUGAGUAAAGAAGCUGCAAGAAAAUGCUAUGAGAAAUCUGGCCUGACACCAAAUGAUAUUGACGUAAUAGAACUUCACGAUUGCUUUUCUACCAACGAACUCCUUACUUAUGAAGCAUUGGGACUCUGUCCAGAAGGACAAGGUGCAACACUGGUUGAUAGAGGAGAUAAUACAUAUGGAGGAAAGUGGGUUAUAAAUCCUAGUGGUGGACUGAUUUCAAAGGGACACCCACUAGGAGCUACAGGUCUUGCUCAGUGUGCAGAACUCUGCUGGCAGCUGAGAGGGGAAGCCGGAAAGAGGCAAGUUCCUGGUGCAAAGGUGGCUCUGCAGCAUAAUUUAGGCCUUGGAGGAGCUGUGGUUGUAACACUCUACAAGAUGGGUUUUCCGGAAGCCGCCAGUUCGUUUAGAACUCAUCAAAUUGAAGCGGCUCCAACCAACUCUGCAAAUGAUGGAUUUAAGGCAAAUCUUGUCUUUAAGGAGAUUGAGAAGAAACUUGAAGAGGAAGGGGAACAGUUUGUGAAGAAAAUCGGUGGUAUUUUUGCCUUCAAGGUGAAAGAUGGCCCUGGGGGUAAAGAGGCCACCUGGGUGGUGGAUGUGAAGAAUGGCAAAGGAUCAGUGCUUCCUAACUCAGAUAAGAAGGCUGACUGCACAAUCACAAUGGCUGACUCAGACUUCCUGGCUUUAAUGACUGGUAAAAUGAAUCCUCAGUCGGCCUUCUUUCAAGGGAAAUUGAAAAUCACUGGCAACAUGGGUCUGGCUAUGAAGUUACAAAAUCUUCAGCUUCAGCCAGGCAACGCUAAGCUCUAAAGAACUCCCUUUGGCUACUUUGAAAAUCAAGAUGAGAUAUAUAGAUAUAUAUCCAUACAUUUCAUUGUCAGAAUUUAGACUGAAACUACACAUUGGCAAAUAGUGUGGGAUAGAUUUGUUUUUAAAUGGGUGUGACCAAUCCUGUUUUUCCUAUGCUCUGGGUGAAUAGAGCCUGAUGGUAUACUACUGCUUUGCGGAAUUGCAUACAACUGUGCAUUACAAAGUUAAUAUGGUAAUUAUGGUCUGGGGUAAAAUUGAGUUUCAGAAUAAAAUUAGGAACAGUAAAAUCCAAAGAACUAUGUAAACAAAAAAGCUUUUGUUUUGCUUACAAAGUAUAUUUAAGGAUUAUUCUGCUGAAGAUUCAAUUUAAGAGUUUUCCUUGGGAGAACUAAGUAAGAAACACAAUGCCAACAGCUGGCCAGUAAUUAGUGUUGUGCACUUAAUGUCCUUAAUCAAUUUCUCAAUAGUUCUUGAAAUUAGUGAGAUUAAGAAAAAAGUCUAAAAAUUCUGCAUUUCAUGCUAUCAGAAACAGUAUUUUCUUCCCAAAUCAAAAUAAAAGAAAUAUGAUCAGAGCUUGCACACAGGCUUGUUUUUAAAAUAAAAAUAUUUUUAAAACGGGUUUCCUUCUUGAAAAAUCAGUGUAUUAGUCAUAAAACACUAUCAUUAAGAAUAAUUGAACAAUAAAGUUUGCUUUGAGAUGCACAGUUUUCAAAUUAUAAUCUCACUUCAAAUAUAUAAAGUCCUCAGUCCUUUGUUACAAUAUCCUUUUUCAUGUAAGUUUAAUUAUCUGCAUUUAUCUUUUUUCCUAGUUUUUCUAAUACUAAUGUUAUUUCUUACAAUUCAGUGAGAUAUGGGAUAAAAUAAUGCUUUGAGAAGAAUGUUUAAUAGAAAAUUAAAAUAGCUUUUUCUGGCCUC